AUGAAGGAGAGGACUGUGAAUGCGAUGAGAUCGGGGGUAGUAGUGCUCGGAGCAUUGGCAUUUGGAUUUGGAUACCUGAUUCUGCAGCUUGGGUUUAAGCCUUAUCUUGAAAGAGCCCAAAUUGCUGCUGAGCAGUUCGAGCUGUCUUCUUCCUCAGAGCAACAGCAACAUGAUCAAGAACAAGAACAACCCAACUCAAGCUCAACCCGUCAUUUCUAAAUGGGGUGGAGGUGAAAAUGGAUAGGUAGAGAUGCUGGAGCAUAGUUCUUGAUGAUGAUUGUGAGACUCGUUUGUACUGGUCUCAAAUGCUUUUCGGACAGUUUUAUAUGAAUUUUCCUUUGUUGACCAUUCUGGGGGGG
Molecule: messenger RNA, 359 nt
Organism: Argentina anserina (silverweed cinquefoil)
Lineage: Eukaryota; Viridiplantae; Streptophyta; Magnoliopsida; Rosales; Rosaceae
Source: RefSeq, a predicted model, not a curated record